UGUCCCGGAUUCCCGCCCACCCAUUGGCCUGCGCUCCGUGACGUCACGCGAUCUGGCUGCUCUUUUAAAAAGUCGGCGGGAAUCGCUCGCUGUAUUUCUUCAGUUGUGCCGAGGCGAGCGUUCCUGUCCGGCGUUCCUCCGCAGAAACCGCGCGAUGGUGCGAACUAAAGCUGAUAGCGUCCCCGGCGCUUACAGGAAAGCUGUUGCCGCUUCUGCGCCCCGGAAAUCCCUCGGCGCUUCCGGAUCCGUGAACGCGCACAGCAGCGGCGCGCAGUCGGGCACGCCUGCUAAGAGUAAAUACGCGGGCGGGAACCCUGUGUGUCCGCGGCCCACGCCGCCGUGGCAGAAGGGCAUCGGGGACUUCUUCGGCGGCCCCAGCAGAAAACCAGAGAAGGAGAACCUUCAUCCCGCGUCUGAUGAUGAGGAGGAGGAGGCAGGCGGCAGCGGCGUCGCUAAAGCACCCAGGAAGUCCAGACCCAUCAUUGAUGACGAGGAGGAGGAUUAGCUUCAUCGUGCUUCAAUGACUCCUGACCAUUUUUAGUGUAAAUCUUUGUAAAUACUUUUAAUAGGAGGUUUCCUUCAUUUUGUACAGGUUUAAUAAAGUGAUUUUUUUCCAGA
Onychostoma macrolepis is the source of this 618-nucleotide messenger RNA. It is a transcript of the gene pclaf, whose product is annotated as PCNA clamp associated factor. Gene Ontology annotation, biological process: regulation of cell cycle; translesion synthesis. The record is from RefSeq and is a predicted model, not a curated record. Gene Ontology annotation, cellular component: nucleus. Lineage: Eukaryota; Metazoa; Chordata; Actinopteri; Cypriniformes; Cyprinidae. Gene Ontology annotation, molecular function: chromatin binding. The transcript is spliced from 4 exons. The coding region runs from base 155 to 505 and encodes 116 amino acids.